ACGUGCAGAACUCGUCGACGCAGGCAGUGUUCCGGCGUCUCAUCAACACCGUCGUGUCCAGGGACUCGGAGGAGCUGUCGGCGCGACUGCGGCAACUGCUCAAGGAGCGUCUCGAGCCUCAACAACUCAAGGAGGCUGUGGUGAACAUCUUGGCGAACGUCAUAGAAAAGCUGCGAGUGUCCAAGUCCGAGUUAGAGAAAGAAGCGGAAGCCGCUAAGAGCAAGAAUGAUACCGAAGUCUUCGCUCUUCUUCAGGAAGAGGAGCUGGCCGUAGCACGCAUGCUUCGCCAGACCGUCAUGGCCGAGCGACUUGCUGGGGCUCUAGAAGCUCAUGUUCUUGCCAACAUGACGGAGAAAAUCAAGCCUUUACUGGCCGGUAUACUCGAAGGUGACGGAGGAGAACAAGGGGCUCUCACUGUACUCGAACUAGGGAAGGUCUCCUUAAUAGAAGGCCUAGGAGGGAAACAGAGCGUAAGUGGCAUGACUCCUGAGGUAGGAGAGACGACAGGGCAACAGGACUUCCCGAUUGUGGAGGAAAAAACAGAAGUAGAAACUUCAACCGAGGAAAAAAAUAUCAGCCAAAUUAGUGAAUAAAAAGUAUACACAUGAUCAGAUGGGAAUAAACAGUGAUCAAGAGCUUAAUAAACGCAAAAAAAUUAUUUCGUCCAAAUGAAUGCGAUUUUUCCUUGGGUCUUCGAUGGUAAUCUUGAUAACGAUCCGCACGCUUUAAGAAAGAUUUAUUUUAUUUGCACUGCUUGCUUCUAUAUCAAAGAAUAAUUUUGCUAUUUAUUGCAAAUUUAUUUACAAUGUUUACGCAAUAACAAUGAUACGUUAAUAAAAUUAUAUCAAAUUUUAAAUUGAACGUUUUUUAGCAAUGAAAACAUUGAACGCCUUAUUAGCAUUGAACCUUAUUGAUUGUAAAAAUAUUCAACGGUUGUUAGCGACCAUGGAGCUACUGUAUUGGAAAAUUAUUUUAAUCCUGAAUAACGUCCAUUCUUUCUUCAGAUUACAAAUAAAUUUUGCGUGCCUACA
Hyalella azteca is the source of this 1031-nucleotide messenger RNA. RefSeq lists its product as uncharacterized. The record is from RefSeq and is a predicted model, not a curated record. The annotation marks the transcript as partial. NCBI's taxonomy places the organism in Eukaryota, Metazoa, Arthropoda, Malacostraca, Amphipoda, Hyalellidae. The transcript has 2 exons.